ACAAAACCCCCCGAAACUUGUCCCCCAAACAACUCCGUCCCCAAGAAACUAAACCUCAUCUCACCCCACCCAUGUCCGACCACCACCUCUCCGGCGACCACCACCCCUCUCCGGCGAGCGCGGCCACCACCGCUCUAGGGCCCCUGCUGCUCCUCCCAUCGGAGCUCCUCCACGACAUCCUCAUCCGCCUCGCCCUCCCAGAGCUCCUCCGCGUCCGCUCCGUCGCGCGCCCGCUCUCCCACGUCAUCUCGUCCCCGGACUUCCGCCGCCUGUACCACCUAUCCUCCGCCUCCUCCGGGCCCGGGCCCGCGGCCGCGUGGCUCCUCGUCUUCAAGAAGCUCCGUCCCCGCGACGCCGCUCUCCGGGGUUUCCACGGCCCUUCCGGCCGCUGGUUCCGCAUCCCCGUCUCGGCCAUCCUCGGGCCCGCGGUGCCACCCGGCGAGGACCUCUACUUCCUGGCCGCGUCAGGCAGCUCCUUCCUCUUCGCCGCCAACGGCCGCCGCGAGCUCGUCGUGGUCGACCUCUCCGCCCACGCCGCCCGCCGGCUCCCCCCGUCCCCGCUCGGCCCGCGGGGGACCUCCUCCUGGCGCCGCUUCGGCCUCAAGCUUGUGGCCGAUCCCCCCGGAUCGGGCCAGUUUAGGUUUCUGUUUGCUGAGCUGGUGAACAAUACGCCAUUCCUCUUCGAGUACCAGUCCGAGACGGACACGUGGCAGUCAUCGGAGGCGGUCCUGGCAGAGGGGGCGUCGACGGAGGCCGGGCCUGACGGGACGUUCCUGUGCGCGGCGCACGCCGGGCCGGACUGCGUGAUGGUGUACUCCGGCCCGGGCGUGGAGCGGCCGGUGUUCUUCCGGCCGCGGUUCCCGCACAACCCGAACGGCGGCGGCGCAGACCGGCUCCACGUCUACGGCGACGGGAGCGCCGCGGUGGUGCGGUGGACGGCGAUCGACGAGCCGAGCCGGACCCGGGCAAAGGUGGUGGCCGGCGUGGACCUGUACGGGUUCGGCGGGUCGGUCGGCGGCGACUGGCAGCUGGUCUCCACCGUGCCGAGCCAGCUGAUCGAGGGGUUCCGGAAGCCGUACGCCGUGAUGACUGGGCUGCUGUCGGAGCGGGAGGGCGUGGUCCGGCUGGUCCUCAUCUCAAACUGCCGUGGCGCCUGGGACAUCGUGUGGCUGUCGUACGACCGCGCGCGCGGCGAGUGGCGGUGGGUGCCGGUGCCGGACUGGGGCACCAAGGGGCUCAACAUGGCCGGCAUCGCCGUCUCCUCCACCUUCUCCCGCCUCUGGCCGCCGGCCUCCCCUUCGUCCUGCACCACCAGCUCCCCGUGAACCGAACCAGACCAUCCGCCCAAACCCAGUGGCGUUCGCGUUCGCGCCACUGCGCCAGUAGCGCGCGGGCGACGUGCCGGCCCUGCAUACGGCGAGGGCGUGGAGAGCGGUGCCGGAUUGGAUUGUUAGGCCCAAUGCGGCAAUGGGCCCCGCCCGUCUAAGUGGUGGGCCUCGUCUUCCCCCAUGCGUCGUGGGGCCGUCGCAUACCGCGACAUGAUCUUGCACAAUGGCUUCUCCGAUGGCGACAAGUCGCCGAGUGCGAGUGUCUCAGAUAAGGAGUGGUGUGUGUGUGCGCGCGCGGAUGCACUCUUCUCUAGCUCUCUUUUCGUAGCAUUCAUUGUUCAUUGUUCAUAUCACAAUCCGUGUAAGUAAUGGAGUACUAGUGUCGUGCGUCUACAUCCUCUCAUAACGUCAAGUAAAUAGAAUUAUCUCGAUGAGUUGCAGAACUGCAGGUUUGGUUUUCUUAUGUGACAGUUUGCUGCCGUAAAAGAUCGGCUUCUAUUAAAACAGAUUUACAGAUUGGGUAGAAUGCAUUGCUCCCUCACAAUACGUCAUUCUCAUGUUUUGUUGACGUUUCUGCUUAACUGCUUUGGUCAAGUUUAUGAUGCGUCUAUUGCAGAGUACUGAGAGGGACUAAUUGGAGAAAAUUGACCACAUGGUUCUGUACUGGCAACCGAGAAAAGCGUAGGUAGAAUAGUUCAGCUUAGGACCGGAUUUAGGUGAUCUGUCCACGUCGAGUUACUGCAUUUUUUAG
Molecule: messenger RNA, 2079 nt
Organism: Oryza brachyantha (malo sina)
Lineage: Eukaryota; Viridiplantae; Streptophyta; Magnoliopsida; Poales; Poaceae
Biological process (GO): SCF-dependent proteasomal ubiquitin-dependent protein catabolic process
Molecular function (GO): protein binding; ubiquitin-protein transferase activity
Source: RefSeq, a predicted model, not a curated record